Hydra vulgaris (swiftwater hydra) is the source of this 2325-nucleotide messenger RNA. Its product is annotated as kinesin-like protein KIF2A. NCBI's taxonomy places the organism in Eukaryota, Metazoa, Cnidaria, Hydrozoa, Anthoathecata, Hydridae. The record is from RefSeq and is a predicted model, not a curated record. Gene Ontology annotation, molecular function: microtubule motor activity; ATP binding; microtubule binding. Gene Ontology annotation, biological process: microtubule-based movement.
UUAACAUAUCUUUUUAGUAUAAUUUGCUAAAAAUAAAAUAAAGAUUUAAUUAAUUUAAAUUGACAAUUUUUAUGAAUGGGAAAGUGAAUAAAAUGAAGCUUGAGAUUGGUGUGCAGGUUGAUAUUCAACGUUCAGAUGGGCGUAUUCAUUCAGCUAGUGUUAGUGGAGUUGAUAUUGAUGCACAAAAUGUUACUGUAGAGUGGUUUGAAUAUGGAGAAACCAAAGGCAAAGAGGUAAAUUUGGAUCAAAUUUAUGCAUUGAAUCCUCAAUACCAAGAUGCUCAACCUAUUCAAGCAAAACUAAGUCAACGGAAUCGUGUUGUUAAUAAGCGACAAUCUUUGCCACAACAUGCUGCUAUUAAUGACAAUGAACCAACACCUUUUACAACGCCAGCUAUAAAACCAGCAAGAAACAUAAGAUCAAAAUCUAUGGCUCCACCACCAGCAGCUAUGGCUCCACCAGCACCAAAAAUCUCACAAAAUGGAUUUAGUCAACAGCAGGCAAUCAAUGAAGAAACAGAAGAUAUAAAUAUAGCUUCUAGCGAAAGAGAAAAUCAGAAAUCUUUAAUGAACGCUGCAAAAAACCGACGCUCUAACUGUGUUAAAGAAGUAGAAAGAUUAAAAAAGAAUAGAGAAGAUAGGAGAGCCAGACAAUCUGAAGUCAGAAAUGAACAAGAGAAAGUUAAAAUGGAGCUUGAUCCUGGCAAUCCGAAUUGGUUGUUCUUAAAAAUGAUACGUGAAUACCAAGCAACGUUGGGAGAACUAAGUCAGAUUAGUAUGUCAGACAAUAUUGUUGAUCAUCAAAUCUGUGUCUGUGUUCGCAAAAGACCAUUGAAUAAAAAAGAAAUUGCAAGAAAAGAAAUUGACAUAGUUACCUGUCCUAAUAAAGAGACUACUGUUGUACAUGAAUGCAAACUCAAAGUUGAUCUUACAAAAUACUUGGAUAACCACAGUUUUCGUUUCGAUUAUGCAUUUGAUGAAUCUGCUACCAAUGAAUUAGUAUACCGCUAUACUGCAAAGCCAUUAGUUGAUGCUAUAUUUCAACAGGGAAUGGCAACUUGUUUUGCAUAUGGACAGACUGGAAGUGGAAAAACACAUACUAUGGGUGGAGACUUUACUCAAGGAAAACACCAAGACUGUAGUACUGGAAUUUAUGCUUUAGCUGCUGCUGACAUCUUUAAAUUGCAAAAAAGCAAAUAUAAAAAUCUUGAUGUUGCUGUUUCUGCAAGCUUCUUUGAAAUUUAUAGUGGAAAGGUGUUUGAUUUGUUAAAUAAAAGAAAGAAAUUGCGAGUUCUUGAAGAUGGUAAAGCUCAAGUUCAGGUUGUCAACUUGCAAGAAAUUGUUGUUAAUAAUGUGCAAGAGGUACUAAAGCUUCUUGAGCAGGGCAUGAAAACAAGAACAUCUGGAACCACAUCUGCCAAUCAAAAUUCAUCUCGGUCUCAUGCUAUCUUUCAAAUUAUCUUACGAAAAAGAGGUCAUGGGAAAGAUGGAGCUUUAUUUGGAAAAUUCUCAUUAAUCGAUCUUGCAGGUAAUGAGAGGGGCGCUGACACAAUUAGUUCUGAUCGACAAACACGUCUUGAGGGUGCUGAAAUAAACAAAAGUUUGCUUGCUCUUAAGGAAUGCAUUAGAGCGCUUGGAAGAAAAGGGGCACAUCUUCCUUUUCGAGCAAGUAAAUUAACUCAGGUUCUUCGUGAUUCAUUUAUUGGUGAAAAUGCUAAAACAUGCAUGAUAGCAAUGAUUUCACCUGGUUUAAGCUGCACUGAACACACUCUAAAUACUCUUCGUUAUGCAGAUAGGGCAAAAGAACUGGGUCCUGAUGACCAAAAUUAUAAAAAAAAAGUUGUUGAUUUGGAUUAUGAAAGUGAAGAAGAAUCUCAACUUUCUAAUUCUCAGUCAAAGUAUCGCAACUCAGAGCUUGCCAUGCUAUGCACUAAAUCAGACUCGGCUGAAAAUGGAGGUGAUUAUUUAUACAACUUUCAUGAAGCUGUUUCAUUGCUAAUGGAAACAGAAGAACAAAUGAUUGAUGAACAUCGUACCAGUAUGGAGGAAAACUAUAAUUUAUUAGAAGAAGAAAAAAAACUUUUGGAAAGAAUCGAAAAUGAUGUAGAUUGUGACUUAGAAGAAUAUGUACAUCGGUUGGAUAUGAUUUUAACAGAAAAAAUUGAAAAGUUUUCAGCUCUUCGGGUAAAAGUUUCUCAAUUCAAAGAACAGUUAUUUGAAGAGGAAAAAGCAAGUAAAAAUGUUCGUCGGCUGCCGUUUGUGUAAAAUUUAUUGUAACUCAUAUUUAUUUGUAAAAAGAAACGCUUCACUUGUAAACUAGAGCAAA